Molecule: messenger RNA, 1427 nt
Organism: Aaosphaeria arxii CBS 175.79
Lineage: Eukaryota; Fungi; Ascomycota; Dothideomycetes; Pleosporales
Product: TauD-domain-containing protein
Exons: 6
Coding region: 1-1308 (435 amino acids)
Cellular component (GO): cytoplasm
Molecular function (GO): 2-oxoglutarate-dependent dioxygenase activity
Source: RefSeq, a predicted model, not a curated record
AUGGUCACUGAAACCUCAUCGCCACCGACUGAGAGUACGCUCCUAUCCAAUGCAAGCCGUCAGGAUUUGACCGACUCAAUUGGUACACUCCUUUCGGAUAUCCAGUUGUCGUCCCUUUCCCCCGAGCAGCUUGAUGAGCUUGCCCUACUUGUCUCCGAGCGAGGAGUGGUCUUCUUCCGUGGCCAAAAUCUCUCGGAUGACCAGCAAGUCCAGCUAUCCAAGCAUUAUGGCAACAAGGGCAAUGGCAAAGCCGACACAGCUGUUCACCAAUUCAAAGAGAUUCGAAAUGUUACCCCCGGCCAGCAAAGCAAAUGGCACGCCGACCUGAGCUUCGCCAAAAACCCACCGAACUUCUCGAUUCUACGGAUUGAAGAUACUACUGAAAGCAUAUGUGAAAGCUCUUGGGUGUCACAAUACGGACUAUAUGAUGCUCUGAGUGAUCAUAUGAAAACCUUUCUCGACAGUUUACACGCUGUGCAUUCAUCUAAACUUUCAAACGAAUCCAUCCUGGAAACCUGGUCUACCUUGGAUAUUGAAAGCCACCACCCGGCAGUACAGACAAAUCCAAUAACGGGCUUGAAGGCGCUCAAUGUUACGCCGGGAUCUGUGACUGGCUUCGCAGAACUUAAAAAGAAAGAAUCAGAUAAUCUGCUUGAGUUCUUAGACUACCAUAUUCAUUCGACCGACGAGGAAGCUGUACGCUUCAAAUGGGAGGCCGGCAGCGUAGCUAUCUGGGACAACAGAAGCACCGCUUAUCGGGAUAUUUCGAAAUCAAAAACCUCGUCAAUUGCUACGUUCAAGACUCUCUCAUUUGGCGCGAAGCCAUAUUUCGACAAAGACAGCGAAAGCCGCGAGCAGAGAGAACAACGCGUGGCACGAGAGGCAAAGGAGGAGUUUGAGCGCUUGGAGUCAAUCAAGGCAAGAUUUAACAAUACACCAAUGCGCCGCCUCAUCCAAAGACAAGUUGCUGGACAAAAGGAGAUUCGGUAUGCCGAUAGCGGGUAUGGAGGAGAAUCAAGCUCGAAAGCCGACUCUAAUUCGCCGAUAACCAACGAGGAUAAAUCAAGCGAGAAUCGCCCGUUUGCCGAUCUGAAUCCGAACAGUGAGAGCCGUACAUUGCGUACCCAGCAAUGGGCGAACGGUGUUGCGCCAAAAGAAGAGGUACCGAGUGUUACAGAAGAUCUCAAAGUGCAAAAGAUAGUCUCUCAAAUACCCGAGGUGAAGUUCAACGUCACACCGCUGAGGCGAAUCAUACAGAGACAGAUAUCUGGAAGUUCUUCUGGAUUGAAAUGUCGUGAUUGGAGAUGAUACUGUAUGUUCCAAUGACGCCCGCGACCAUGAGAUGAUUUUGAUGGUCAUUGGCUAUUCUACUGUAUCAGCAUCUUUUUCCUAUUUGUAUUUUCUUUAAUUUUGUUUUCAAUCCUUUC